Molecule: messenger RNA, 5942 nt
Organism: Bemisia tabaci
Lineage: Eukaryota; Metazoa; Arthropoda; Insecta; Hemiptera; Aleyrodidae
Source: RefSeq, a predicted model, not a curated record
AUUUUGCUGUGCUUGUGGGAAUGGCGUUUUCAAACAAAGCGAUUCAUUCAUUAUUAAUAUAAUCGUAAUCAUUACCUAUCCCUCGUCGAGAAAACACUUCCGACUCGUGCUGUUUUGUGAUAAACAAGCCAAGGGAGAUUAGGUGCUUACCUUCAUAUCGAAGACAGCAGACUCUGCUUGAGUAAAAGAAAAUGCCACUCGCAGUGAACCAUUGCGGGAAUUUCGUGAACUUGGCAUCAGUGUUGAACAUACUUCUGAUAAACGAAGGUCAAGAUCCUGCCGCACCGUCGCCAUUCGCAAGAAUCAGCCGGCGAGUUAUGACCGACGUAAACAACGUUCUGUCCCUAAGUGCUGUUCGCAUGAAAGAUCCCGAGUGGAUCAACCCUCAAAUCAUCGCUUUUGAUCUAGAUUGUACUUUGUGGCCGUUCUGGGUCGAUACUCAUGUCACACCACCAUUUCACAAAAAUGCCGAUGGUACUGUUUUGGAUGCCAGGAAGAGGCAUGUCGAAUUCAUCCCUGGCGUGCCGGAUAUCCUCAAAGAACUCCACCGGAGAGGUAUCAAAUUGGCAGCAGUGUCGCGCACUGGAGAAAUUGCCGGAGCCAAAUCCCUCCUAAAACUGUUUGAUUUCGAGAAAUAUUUCAGUCAUAUUGAAAUAUACCCAGGAUGCAAAGUAGCGCAUUUCUCAAAAAUCCACAGGGAAACAAAUGUCGCGUAUGAGGACAUGAUGUUCUUCGAUGACGAGUUCCGAAACAUCGCAGACAUCAAGAAACUGGGCGUCUUUACGAUCUACUGCCCUGAUGGCAUUGAAGCUAAAGUGGUCGAUAGUUCGCUCAUCGACUUUGAUAAAUCAAGAUCAAAAAGGAGCUGAAUCGUGCUAGUUUGUCUUGCCUGGAUGUGUUGUUUGCUACACUGACUCAGCGCUGUGAUAAGUUUGUUUCAUUGUUUUAUUUUACAAGGUAUGUCCAGAAAGUAUCCAACCUUGUUGAUUAUCUAGUCAUCAACGGUUGAAAAGAGGUUGGGGCUUGGGAUUAUCUUUGCAGGGACUCUCUUGAGUGCAGGUGCACAGCCAGAUCACACGUUGAACCAGUCGUUGGUAAUUUGCUGAUUAGUGUGUGGUAUUCUGCUGUGAUCGUCGGAUUUCGAUUUUCCUAAAAAAGAAGAAGUUCAUGAGAAUGGGGUGGGAAGAGUUUGUGAGGGAGAUCAUCACGGGGGACACGUCUUGGGUCUAGGGGUACAACCCUGAGACAAAAGUGCAAUCGUCAGUUUGGAUCGCACCCGGGAGACCUCACCUGUAGAAAGCUUGGAAGAGUCGCAGCAAUUUGAAGACAAUGUUGACUGUCUUCUUCCAUCAUGAAGGUGUCGUCCAUCAUGCACAUGCUCCCCAAGGCCUCUUAAGCUACGUAACGUUUCUCGGUAGCUCUCUUUACUGAUAGUAGAGCAUAUGGGAGCGUGUUCUUGAUGGACGACACCUUCAUGAUCAAAGAAGACAGUCAACAUUGUCUUCACAUUGCUGCGACUCCUCCGAGCUUUCUACAGGCGAGGUCUCACAGGAGUGAUCCAAACUGACGAUUGUACUUUUGUCUCAGGGUCCCAAGACGUGUCCUCUGUGAUGAUCUUCUUCCCAAACUCUUCCCACCCCACUCUCCCUAACUUCUUCUUUUUUAGGAAAAACGAAAUCCGACGAUCACAGCAAAAUACCACGCACUAAUCAGCAAAUUACCGAUGACUGAUUCAACGUGUGAUAAUCCGGCUGCGCACCUGCACUCAGGAGAGUCCCUGCAAAGAUAAUCCAAAGCCCCAACUUCUUAUCAAUCGUUGAUGGCAAGAUAACCAACAAGGUAGGAUACUUUCCGGACAGACCUCGUAUGAAUGUUUUCUUUAAUUUUUUUCGUUUUUCUUCUUUUGUUUUUCUAUUCAUCCUCUAAUUUGUGUAGGAUCAAUUGAUCAUCAAGAAUGUUACCAAUCAUUAAGGUAUAACUAUCGAUAUUUUAUAAUUGGAACUCAGUUGGUAUUCCAAUGUCCAAUCUGAAGAAUAUUCAAUACAAUAUUAAGUCGCAAAUAGCUUUUAUAUAUUUUUUUUUUUUUCCUAUCAAACUUUAGUGUUAUUGAUAAACCUUAAUUUUUAAUGUGCGUUCUUCAUAAGAAACAGUAAAGAAAAAUAUUGAAAUUGAAAAUGCUCCGCAGUAAUUUUGUUUUUCAUCGUUCGCUAGAUAGAGUGUGUAGAAUGAAUGAAAAGGGUUCCAACACCUGAAAUGAUUGGAAUUUUUUUUGGCAUUCAGUUGUCCGCUAGAAUGAGAAUCUGCAAUAAAUAACACUGUGGGUUACCAACCUCAAAAAAUCCUGACCUUUGAAAUUUUUGUAUUCUUCUUACUACUCUCUGGAACAAAAUGCAGUCAAGGAUCAUGCCAAGAUCCAAGAAAUGGGGAAAAUUAUUAUUUUCCGCGAAUUGAUAACAGAUUACACAAAACGAAACAAAUUGUAUCUUUCCUCAAUCUUUUCAUUAUUUUUAUCAUGUAUCAAGAGAACGUUGAAUACCCAUUUCCUGUUUUAUUGAAAGCAGUUCUAAAAACAAGUCCUUAACCAUGAUUUUCUGCAUUAUUAUGGUUUAACCUGUCGGUUGCAGCAAAAAAGAUUGCAUAGAAUCAAAGCUGAUCAAGUUUCCUAUCAUAAAAAAAAAAAUGUCUCAUCAUCUGUGAAAUCGUAAAUUGAUUCGUUUGUCACCUGUAUUUAACAUGAAACUCUUUGAAAAGUUUUCUUUUAAUCUUUAAUAAUAGAUCUAACUUUUAAAAUGAAACGGAAGAUGGAAGAUUGAUUUUGGUUCAGGUCUCGAGCAGUGCUUAUAAAUUUAAGAAGGAGAAAAAAAACAUACUCUAAAGUGAUGAUUGCAAGGCUUAGCGGAAGAAACAUCAAACAAAAAAUCGUGCAAAAUGGGUCCUAACUUGGUAACUGGUGGAUGUACUUAAAAUGAUCCUAGAAAAUGUUGAACUUCUUCAAUUUUGAAAACUCUUUGGAAAAGAUGCUGCAAAUAAAUUUUGACUUAAAAUAUGUCUGUUGCCGGUAUAGAAAUACAAACGUGUGAGUAGAUUUUUAAAGGGUAAAAUGGCACAAUGGUCACCUUUAAAAAGUCUUAUAUGCUCCCUAGUGCUUAAUCUGCGUAGUUUGCUACGUAAUUGCUGUUCUUGUUGUUUAUUUUUCUUGUUUGCACGAAAAGCGUGACCUUUAAUAGUGGUGCUUGUCCCCGCAAACCAUCUCUCCAUUUCAUCAAUCGGCUCGGCAACUCGAGGUUUUGUUGGUAAAUAUCAUGUUUAAAAUUGUCAAUUACCGCUAAUCGUUAGGUGCCAUUACUUGCCUCCAAAAUCGGUGAUUGGAAACUUCCCUCAGACGUGGGAAAUUCGAGGAAAGGUGUUCCAAACUACGCCAAUUGCACAUCCAGAAGUAGAUUUCAGGCUUACUCAUAUAUUUUUCGGGUAAAUCUUAAACUUUUUAGCGUACCUCCGGACUCCUCGAUUUUGGACAUGGCGGCCAUUUUGAAUUUGUCGCCCCAGGAUACGAAGGUUUCAAUUGCUAGAAUAAGGUGUCUCAAAGGCCCUAGAAGUUACCUUAAAUGGACCGAGUUUAACAGAAAGGAACAAAGACACAUCAGCGAUUGCCAAGUUUAACUGGGCAAUUAAAUUUUUUACGAAAGAACGGUUGUUCGGAUUUCUUUGAAAAUUUUGAGGAAUUUGCUUCGCACCACGGAGAAUUUUCACUGAAAUUUGUACGAAAAUCCACUUAACCGUUUUCAUGUAAAAAAUUAAAUUGCGCAAUUAAAUUUGGCAAUAACUGAUGUGGCUUGGUUCCUUUCUGUUUAACGUGGUUCAAAUGUUUCAGGGUGGCACAAGAAAGAGACUUCAUGGUUCCUAGACUAUUAGCUCUGCCAUACUCUGGCAAGCGGUAUGUCCCAGCACGUCUUAAUAUCUUUUUGCUAAAAUACAAUUGAAACACGUAGGAUAAUUACUCAGGGGCUUGCAAUUUUAGUCAGUAUGUAGAACUUGAAGCAAAUUUUAGAUAGGCAGCCCCAAGAAUCUAUUGAUGUGAACACAUGAGCAUCUAGGUACUAGUACAGUACUGACUUGCGAAAAUCGUCACUGCUGAAUUUCAAUUACAUUCUCCUUGCAUGAUUUAAGGCUUAUUCUGCACGAAUUUUUUUACAUACCUAGAUUCGGAAUUACAUCACAUACUUUUUCACAUAAAAUCGGAUUUCUGGUUCCAAAUGUUUGUUUGAUAAUUAAUAAUUUAAAAUUCUAUGUGUGUACCUCUCUAAAAUUAGAUUCCCUCAAUACACAGAUGCUCUCUUUAGCAAUCAUUCACCUGAACAUAUUGCUCCUUGACUUUCCUCCGAGUAGCUCUCAAUAGGACUUGGGCAACAUUUUGCUACUUUUUAUUAUUGUCAUUUUAUUUUCAUUGGUAUCCCAAGGGGCCAUUCAUUAAAUAUGUAAUGAUAACUUUGGAAUUUUUUGACCCCCUCCAUCUCCCUCCCUCGAAAUGUUUUUGUGUAGGUCCCUAUCUCAUACCAUGUUAAGAGAAAUUUGCACAGCGCUGUCCACGGCCCUCUUCCUAGAAAGUCACGUUUUUUUAAGAACGGCUCCUUUGUUUCCUCAUACAUUUCUAAUCUUUUUACAAUUUUCGUAUUUUUCUAUGCAAACAAGUAAAUGGUAAAAAUUAUUUGAUUGUGUAACCAUAACAGAUUUAUGAUAAAGUUAAUUGACUGCCAGUAUUUUUCAUCUGACAUUGGAAUGUCGAAGUAAUUGGAACUUCGAUCAAAGAUCAGUGUUUUCAUACAUUUCAAUACAAUUUUUUCCCCCUAAUUUUCGAUGUAGUUAUUCAAAGUUUUUUCCUUUUACUUUUUUUUAUGAAAGUCGUACCAACUUUUAUUUCAAUUUUCAUAAGAAUAGUUAGACGUUUGGAAAAAAACAGAUUUUUAAGUGAUUUAAUCUUCUCUAUUCUUCUUCAAAAUUUCGCCCUAACUCAGGUUAGUUUUUUUACCAGAGGUGUAACAUUUCAAGCAAUUUGUCAUAAUUUCUAAAUUGUAUGCAAUUCUGACUGUAUUUAAGCAAAUGAAAAAACACUAAAAAUGUGACCUGAAAACUGCAGGUGAAAGGGCUGGGUCCACUCGAUUCUGCGGUUAACUCAAAGCAAUAAGAAUAUCCAAAAAUCCCCUCGGUUUUGCGCUGGAACUCACCACAGUUUAUUUUGUUAUUUUACUGCUAAUGUUUUCACCUUGAUUUCCUUGCAAAUUAGUGUGAACUUAGCCAGUGUUCGAAACUCACAGGCGCCAAAUGCGCCUAAAAAAGCGGUCAUGACGCCUGAUAAAUAAAGGCCCUGCACCAACGUGACCCCUAAAAAUUGCCCCCUAAACAUCUGGAUUUUCAUAGGAAGUCGCAUAUAGAAAGAAAAACAAAUCUAUUUGAAUUCAAAAAAAAACUCAGCAUUUUCAGCACCACAAUCAGUGAAAGCUUUUUCUAUUCUUCACAAUUCCAUUCUUAGUGCUUUUGUCUUCCCCAAGCAACAGCUACUCACUGGUUCUGUUCCGAAAACAUCUUGCGUCUAACUUUCCACUAAAUGCGCCGUAAUAUAUACGCAAUAAAUCAAUUUGGCCCCUAAUAAAUCUUCAAUGGUGCCGAAAAAUCGGGCCAAUCGGGGAAAAAUAUGCGCCACAUGGCUCCUAAAACUCAAAUGUGAGUUUCGAACACUGGACCUAGCACUAUUCUACAAUCCUGUUAUAUAGAAACCUCAAACCGCCAUAAAACGUUUUAGGUCUUUUAUGAUUGUUUCGUAAUUGUUUUUGUUAUUUUAUUUUAAACGUAGAUUAUGUGUAUCUAGAAUAAUGAUUCAGAACUGGACCGAUUAUAAUUCUGUGUUGUCAAAGCAGGAAAAAUAAUAAAAAAAAAAUCCGAAAUUA